AUGAGCUUAUCUCCACACAUGGAAAACGCUUCAGUUCCCAAGGGAAGCACCCCGAUACCAAAAAACAGGAACUUUAGUUCUUUGGGUAAAGCCGAGUUUCUUGGAUCUUCGUCAAGCAAUAAUUCUUCUUUUCGGGUGAAUCAUUAUUCAAAUAGUGGACAACCAUCCGUAUUAGAUUCUAUACGAAGACCUAACCUAACUCCAACUUUUUCUUACAGUAACGGGGUUUAUAUGCCUGAAAGUCACAGAACUAGUUCAUUCAACGAUAACUAUUUGCCCUAUGAUAAGAAUUCCUACGUAAAAACAGCCGGAAGUAUGGGCAAUAAGUCAAAUAUUAAAGUCAAAACUAAGAAAAAUGCAAGUAAUACAACUACAAGAAAGUCAUCUGGGCUCAUUUACACCACCAAAGUGGAUAAAGAAUUAUCUAGUAUAGACAAAGUGAACGAUCCAAACAUUAAUGGUCUGGUUUGUGCAGGUAAGACACAUUUGGGGCUGUAUAAAUUCUCGCCCUCAGAUAGAUCUAUCAAAUGCGUCCAUGAUUUCAUAACACCUAAUAACAAUACCUCAACAAGGGGAACGACAUCCCUAUUGCCCAAGCUGAGCAAAAGAACAAGGCAGAACAAAUUUAGUACCAUUGCGGAUGUCAAGACUGGAUUUAAUAACUACAAAAACUGUAUUGCAGUGUGCAACAAUUCUACGGCAAUAUCGAUAUAUGAUCUCAAUAAAAGUUCCUCGAUAGACAAUCCCUUGAUAACAUCUUUAUGCGAACACACUAGAUCAAUCAAUAGUUUUGAUUUCAACAUGGUCGAAUCAAACCUAAUAAUAAGUGGCGGGCAAGACAGUUGCGUGAAAAUAUGGGAUCUACGUUCCAAUAAAUCUAAAAGCUCAAAUAGGUCUGAUAUUAAUAUAAAUACGGCAUCUGACUCAAUAAGAGACGUAAAAUGGAUGCCCGGCUACAAUUUUGCAAUCAAGAAUGAGCAGGGUACAUCAACGUAUGGUAAUUUUAAAAGCGGUUACAAAUUCGCUUCCAUACACGAUUCAGGAUACUUAUUGAAGUUUGAUCUUCGACAACCUACCCAAUAUGAAAAAAAAUUAAAUGCGCACACAGGACCAGGUCUUUGUUUAAACUGGCAUCCUAAUCAAGAAUACAUUGCUACGGGUGGUAGGGAUGGGAAAUGCUGCCUUUGGUAUGUUGGUGACAAUGCCAAUGGCGCUGAAAAUACAGUUCUAAAUUACGGAAACUCUCCCUCGUUACAUACACCCAGUACGUCCCUGAACAACAGCAGCUCACUGGCAUUUCCCAAACUCACAAUUAACACAGGCUAUCCGGUAACCAAAUUGAAAUUCAAGCCUGCUUAUAGUAACAAUAUAUAUAAUUCAUUACUGGGAAUGUCGUCAAUGGGUGACGAAGCGGAAGUUCGCAUCUAUUCCUUAGCAAGAAAGUACAUUCCCAAACAUAUUCUCUUAUCAGAAACGCCUUCGUUAGGAUUAGUAUGGUGGGAUGAGAACUUGAUCUUUAAUAUUGAUAAGGGAACCCGUAUUAAUGGUUGGGACAUUAAUAAAGAACCAACAGUGCUCGAAAAUCUGAGCAAAAAUACAACAACAUGGAGAGAUUUGGAUGGUAACGGUUUACUUUCAGUUGAUCAGGAAAUAGGCUCAUAUGAGCUGUCAGAACCGGAGCUUCAACCUGCUUUAACUGCUACGGGGAAGAAGCAUCCGGGUGCAAUGAAAAAUCUGAAGAAUGGUAAUUCAGAGAACCAGGGAAUAAUUGGUGGGAUAAAAAAAGGGUUUAGCCAUACUGGAUUGACAAGCUUUGCACCAGAGAGACCACCAACUUUAAAAGCAGGCCCAACAUUCAGCACAAAAAGUCUAACACUAACAUCUGCGGCAUCUUCUUUUAAUAACUCUUCCGCAUCAUUGACAUCUCUAACACCACAAACUGAUAAUAAAGAAGAAAUUGCCAUUGAGCCGCCUUGUAUCAUCACUUUAGAUAUACCACAAAUUUUCAAUAACAUAAGAUUAACCAAAAUCGCUCACCUAAGGAAAAAGGACGUCAUUUCCAAAAACUCUUCUAUUAGAAGGUCGCCAGUAGAAACGUUUAAAUUUUUGGCGCGACAACUCAAGUUUUCGUAUAUUCAAGAGCAGAAUAUUGCAGACAGUGCAGACGCUAUGUACAAAAAAGACGUAGAAAACAUUAGCAUUACUAAAAAUGUAACUGAAGCGCAUGAUGGUGAUAAAGAUGAUGAUGGUGAUGGUGAUGAUGAUGAUGAUGAUGAUGAUGAUGACAAAAUAAUCGAAAGCCAUCUUUUGAAAAAGUACAAUUUCCCAGAAAAUAAUACAUGGGCUACCUUAAUGAAUGAGAAAGGAAAUAGCAAACAAUCCAAGAGGAAUUCCAACAGUUCUAAGGAGUUUGACGAGAAGGAUGUCAGAUCAAGUAUAUCAUCCAUCUCUGCAAAUAACCAAAGCCAUGGCAGGUCUAGGAAGAUCGACAAAAACCUGGAAGCAGAACUGCAGGACAAAAUGCAAACACUGGUAGAUUUAAUAUCUAUCGCAACACAUAACGCAUCAGUUUAUCUCUCCAUAGAUGAUCUGACCAAUUUUAAAAUCUGGAUCUUGAUAAGAGAUUCAUUACUAUGGGACUUGAAAGGGAUGACUUCCUCCCAAGUUUCACCUGAUGAGGCAUCUAAUAUGGAAGUCAACGAAAGCUCCGAUUUCGAAGCAGGAGAAAACCUGAAAGCAAGAAAAGAAUUCUUAGAGGAGGAUGGUGAAGGAACAAGCGGGGCUGAAUCGUUAAUAGAAGAAAGGCCACAGGCAUUUCGAGCUAGCUCUGACGAACCAAGUGAAACAGAAAAGAAACCAGUUUCCAAGCUCAAAGAGCAGCUAAAAAACACGGAAAGAAUCACGUAUGCGCAACCAAAUGAGGAAUCGGAUGAAGUUUUAAGUAAAUUAAAAGAGCUACAGAGUCAACACCCGGAGCCUAGAGGUAAAAUAGGAGAAACUGCGAGUGACGACGUGAUUAUAGAGGAAGAUGAAGAUGAACAAGAAGAAGAAGAAGAACAACCUCAUAAUUCAUCAAACAAAUCGGAGCAUGCUCAUAUGUCUCCUAUCGCCAAAAGUAUACCAAUAUUACAGAAACGAGAACAUCGCAAGUCAUUCAUAGAUACUUUUAUGCUGCAUUCUCCCAACGGCUACAAUGGAGAUACAGAUAUAGGUAACGAAGACGACAAUAUAUCUCCCAGGUUUGUUUACAAUAGCGUGAGCCCACGUAGUAAGGUUUCAUCGUUGCAAAGCUAUGCCACAACGACCUCCCAACUAGAAACUUUCAAAAAACUUUCUUCUCAGACAGCACCAGUAAUCGGAUCGCCCGGGCAUGCGUUGUCUCGCCCAGAUAGCAUUGGCAGGGAACAACUCUCUUCCUCAUUGACGAAAAAACUUGCCAAAUGCAGGAAAAGUGUUGAUGAUCCACCUUGGGACACGAAAAAACUCAUCAAACAACUUUACAAUCAAGCUACCGAGACCGGGAACGUUGUAUUAACGGUGAAUAUUUUAUUCCUUUUCCAAAUGAUAUACCAAAUAACAGAGAUCGAUAUUGCGAAAGACGCAAUUGCCCACUUCUUAUUGUUGCUACAUCGAUACGAAUUAUUCGGCAUUGCUGCAGACGUCUUGAAAUAUUGCCCGUUCGAAGAUAUCAUGGGGUCUGAAGGUGACCAAUCUUCCAUCAGGCUGUUUUGCGAACGCUGCGGUGAGUUGAUUACAAACGAAAGCUCCAAAGAAAAGCUCAGAGCGGAGGCUCAGCAGACGGGAAAUAAGAAGAUCAUGGACAAGUUCGGAUACUGGUAUUGUGACUCUUGUAAAAAGAAGAAUACGCCUUGUGUCCUAUGUGAAAGACCGUUAAAGAAACUGACCAUGGUCAUACUUCCCUGUGGACACGAAGGUCACUUCCAGUGUAUACAAGAAUGGUUUCUCGAUGAGAAGGAACAUGAAUGUCCUGGCGGUUGUCCCGGCGUUGCCUUCAUCUAA
Molecule: messenger RNA, 4020 nt
Organism: Saccharomyces paradoxus
Lineage: Eukaryota; Fungi; Ascomycota; Saccharomycetes; Saccharomycetales; Saccharomycetaceae
Gene: RTC1
Product: Rtc1p
Exons: 1
Coding region: 1-4020 (1339 amino acids)
Biological process (GO): positive regulation of TOR signaling
Molecular function (GO): protein binding
Source: RefSeq, a predicted model, not a curated record